AUGGAAAGUCUUUUGUCGUUAUUUCUUUUCAAUUGCCAUGGACUGUAUUCAUCGGAUCAAAGCGUGUCCCACUUAACAAGUUCAAAUUUUGACGAUUUCACUUCCUCUCCGGGCGUCAGUAUCGUCAAAUUUUAUGCCAGCUGGUGUGGCCACUGUGAACAAUUAGCUCCAAAGUACAAACAAGCGGCGGCCAUUCUGAAGGGGAUUGUUCGGUUCGGUGCUGUGGAUUGCGAUAAACAAUCCGAAUUGAGCGAGCGAUACAAGGUUAAGGGUUACCCAACUAUUCUAAUAUUCCGAGAUGACAAAUCGGACCCGAUUCAAUACAAAGGGGAAAGAGAUGCCAGCAGCAUCACAAAGUUCCUUCUGGAGCAAGUCACUGAAGUCGUCGAACACCGGGGCAAAAAAGAAGGUGUAACCAUUAAGAAGCCUUCUCAAUCCACCGGUGGUACUUGCGGAGGCAGCAGUGGUGGAAGUAGCCGCGGCAGCUCCAGUGGCAGUGACAGUAAGGGCGACGGCUCUGUCAUUGAACUCACUGACAGCAACUUCGACGAUCUCGUUCUCAAGAGCCAGGAUGAAUGGCUUGUCUCCUUCUACGCUCCCUGGUGCCCACACUGUAAAUCACUCAAACCGCAGUGGGAGUUGGCCGCGAAGAAAUUGGGUGGUAAAAUGAAGCUAGGUGCCAUCGACGCCACCAUCCAUCAGUCUCUUGCUCAGCGCUAUUCGAUUAAAGGUUUCCCAACAAUCAAACUUUUCCCGGCUGGAGUUAAGUCCGGCGCCGCCGGAGAUUAUGAUGGUGGACGGUCAGCUGAAGAUAUCGUGGCCUGGGCGUUGAAGCGGCUCGCCAAAAACAAACCGCCGCCGGAAGUCCUGGAAAUAACCAGCAAUACCGUCCUGCAGAACGCCUGCACAGAGAAACAGCUCUGCAUCAUUGCCGUCCUGCCUCAUCUCUUGGACUGUCAAUCCAAGUGUCGAAACAAGUACAUCGACUUGCUGAAGAAGAGUGCCGAGAAGUUCAAAGAAAAUGACUGGGGAUGGCUCUGGGCGCCAGCCAGGUCCCACCCCGACUUGGAGAAGACCUUGGAAAUGGGUGGCUUCGGAUAUCCGGCUCUGGCAGCUGUAAACGCUCGAAAGUUGAAGUGCGCGGUUAUGCGAGGCUCCUUUAGUGACUCAGGCAUCCAUGAAUUUCUCCGUGAUCUUUCUCAAGGACGUUCCUCCGUACCCCUGAUCCCCGUUUCUAGACUGCCCGAGCUCAAAACGGUGGAGCCAUGGGAUGGCAAAGACGCACCCGUUGUCGAGACGGAGAAGAUCGAUCUGAGCGAGCUGGGCAUCAAGACAGAGUUGUAG
This is a messenger RNA of Dibothriocephalus latus, 1344 nucleotides long. The record is from the annotation of a GenBank genome assembly. Lineage: Eukaryota; Metazoa; Platyhelminthes; Cestoda; Diphyllobothriidea; Diphyllobothriidae.